CCCUCGCGCCGGAGUGAUGGGUUCCAAGUUGACAAGACAGAGAAGUCUCGAUUUUGACUCCAAAUUGUCCAGGAGGAGACGCCAGCGGAAUGACACGUCCGCGGACACCGAGAAGAGCGCCACUAAAAGCGGAGGGGACUUCUUGUUUACCUCGCUGAUGCUAAAGUCCGACAAGCUUCCAGGGAUGCUGCGCAAAAGCAAGAACAGCCCGUACGUGAGGAGGGUGGCGUGGAUCCGGGACAUACAGAGGCUUCUCCGGGAACAGAAGCUGGAGCAAGCCGCAGAAGUGCUCAAGCUGCUUAGAAAGGACUUGGGACUCCAGGGAACGUCACUCAAUGAUAUUUUGUACAAGAAUGCGGCUUUCCUCAACCUGGUGGACCCCAUCUCCCAUGAACUACUGCUCAGUCUGGCCAGGGAUUUGCAGUGUCCCAAAAGGGAGACAGAUUCUUUCAAGUCCACCAAUAAGAUCUGCCGACAGCUGAUCUACCACCUGACGCCUCACUCCAAGUGGAGCAGACAGAGCGUGCCCAGGAGGAAGUCUCAGGCCUGUUUGAAGACUACUCUGAAGAAGAAGCUUUCAGGGGAUGUGGUUAACCUCUCGGGCAUCCCCCUGUCAGGUCGGGACAUCCAGAAGGUGGCGCUGUACCUCCAGAGCAGCAGCGAUUCUGUGUCUGCUGUGGACCUCAGCUUCACAGAGCUCCUGGAUGACGGAUUCCGCCUCCUGCUGCCUUUCCUUGGAGGUAUGCCCAAACUCACCAUCCUGGCUGUAAAUGGCAACCGCUUGACCACAUCCAUCCUCAAAGACCUGUCUGAUGCUGUGAAGGACCCCCGGAAGUUCCCCUGCCUGGCCUGGAUCGAUCUGGGGAACAAUGUCGACAUAUACACUGUUCCACAGCCUCUACUUGUAGCUUUAAGACGAAGAUUUGGUUUACGCAGCAGCCUCCCCACAAUCUACGAGUACAGUGAGACACACUCUUUCAGCGGUUUUAGCCCAAACAUAGAGACGUCAGUGGAGGAGCCCAGUCUCUAUGAGGAGGCAGAGGAGGAGGAGCGUGAGGAGGAUGAGGACCGGCUGGAGCUUCAGGCUUGGGGGCUUCACCACCAGCCGAUGUCCAGGACUGUAGCAGUGCAUUUCAGUGGGAGGUGA
Molecule: messenger RNA, 1147 nt
Organism: Boleophthalmus pectinirostris (great blue-spotted mudskipper)
Lineage: Eukaryota; Metazoa; Chordata; Actinopteri; Gobiiformes; Gobiidae
Gene: lrrc75bb
Product: leucine rich repeat containing 75Bb
Exons: 4
Coding region: 17-1147 (376 amino acids)
Source: RefSeq, a predicted model, not a curated record